CACGGGGUCCCAGGACUCCAGAAGGCCAGAGUCGCGUUCCUCAGGACGUCCUGCGGCAGCGCCCUGCCUCAGGCCCGUGGAGGUGCGACCGUCCGCUUCCCAACGCACUCGGUUCCUCGCGGGCACUUUUCCUGUGGUGCUCCGAAACUCUCUGCAGGCGCCCACGGGCUGCAUGCAAGCAUGAUGGAUGGCAGCGCGCUGCACCAGUUCGUGCCCUCCUCGCCUGGAGUCGCCGGAGCCUGCGCUGCUCCGCAGAGACCGGCGUCCCCGGAGCUGCUGCGCUGCAGCCGGCGGCGGCGAUCAGGCGCAACCGAGGCCAGCAGCAGCUCGGCGGCGGCCGUGGCACGCCGCAAUGAGCGCGAGCGCAAUCGUGUGAAGCUGGUAAACUUGGGCUUCCAGGCGCUGCGACAGCACGUGCCGCACGGCGGCGCCAGCAAGAAGCUGAGUAAGGUGGAGACGCUGCGCUCGGCGGUAGAGUAUAUUCGUGCGCUGCAGCGGCUGCUUGCGGAGCACGACGCGGUGCGCGCUGCGCUUGCGGGGGGUUUGCUAACACCGGCCACUCUGCAGCCGGCCGCCCGCGCGCCGCCCACCGUCUCCUCUGCCAGCACUCCUCUGUCCUGUGCUCUGUCCUGCGCCUCUACGUCCCCGGACAGCGGAGGCAGCUCCGAGCUUGGCUCCCCGAGCUCCGCCUAUUCGUCGGAGGACAGCGGCUGCGAGGGAGAGCUGAGUCAGAUGGACUGCGAGCUGCUUGACUUUUCCAGCUGGUUAGGGGGCUUCUGAACACCCCACCCCACC
Molecule: messenger RNA, 795 nt
Organism: Acomys russatus (golden spiny mouse)
Lineage: Eukaryota; Metazoa; Chordata; Mammalia; Rodentia; Muridae
Gene: Ascl2
Product: achaete-scute family bHLH transcription factor 2
Exons: 1
Biological process (GO): neuron differentiation; sensory organ development; regulation of neurogenesis
Cellular component (GO): RNA polymerase II transcription regulator complex
Molecular function (GO): DNA-binding transcription factor activity, RNA polymerase II-specific; RNA polymerase II transcription regulatory region sequence-specific DNA binding; protein dimerization activity
Source: RefSeq, a predicted model, not a curated record